Lepisosteus oculatus (spotted gar) is the source of this 1384-nucleotide messenger RNA. Lineage: Eukaryota; Metazoa; Chordata; Actinopteri; Semionotiformes; Lepisosteidae. The record is from RefSeq and is a predicted model, not a curated record.
AUGGAGCUGGGGGGAGACACAGAAACAUGGCAGAAGAAGAAGAAAAAGAAAAAGAAAGAAAAGAAGCCGUCCGUGGGCAGAGAGGUCAAGGAGGGAGAAACCAGCGUGCAGCCUGAGGAAGAGGAGACAAGAAAGACGGAGAAAAAGAGAAAAGAAAAGCUGAACCUCGUGGAAGAGCCGCCGGCUGCUCAGGAGAGCGAAACGCCCAGGAGGAAGAAGAAAAAGAGGAAACGGGAGAGUUCAGAGCAGGGGGUGACGGCUGGAGAGGAGCAGAGCUGGGGGGUAACUCCAGGAGAGGAGGCGGCGCAGAUGGGGAAGAAAAAGAAAAAAGUCCGGGAAGCCGAGGCACGGGAGCAGGAGGAAGAGCGAGAGAAACGGGCGCAUGCAGCUUCGAGUGGAGUGAGGAAGAGGAAGAAGGGCGAGGAAGGCCCGCAGGAGAGCAGGGAAGAGAAGAGAAAAAAGAAGAGGGAGAAGGAGAAGGAGAAGGAGGUGGAGCAGGAAAGGGAAAAUAAGGAGAGAAGGCGGGGAGACUCUGGACCGAGCUCCCCGAAGACGAAGAGGAAAGCAGGUCAAGAGCUCGCAGCCGUGAAGAAGACGAAGAGGAAAAAGAAACUUAAAACAGAGGAAGAGCUUUCAGGGGGCGAGUCAUCUGAGGUGGAGUUUGUGUCGGCGAAGCCCGGAAACGUAGAUGAGGUCACCAUUGACAAGGAGAGACGGCAAGCUCUGCAGAAUGCAAUUGAUGAAGAGUCACGCCCUCAAGCCACAGAGAAGACAAAGAGCAAGGGGGUGGGUUUCGGACAGUGGAGCACCACCUGCUUCGAGAGUGAAGACCAGCAGAAGAAGUUUCUCCGGCUGAUGGGCGGGUUCAAGAAGUCCAGCCCAUCACUGGCCCCGGUAGGCGGAGCCGGCCCACAGCGGCCAAUCAUGGCUCUGGGCCGGGACGAGGCGCGGCAGCUAAACCAGGGGUUGCUGGGACAGUUUGAGCGCGCUCACAAUCGUUGGCUCAAUCCUCAGCAGACAGGAGCAGGGCUGGGAUUCCAGGGUGCUCCCAGCAAGAAGUUCACCAUUGACGCCCAUGCCUCUAGAUCUGUCAAGUUUGAGGACUAGUGUCUGGAUAGGUCCGCACUGAGUACCUGGCAGAGAGCCCUCCGUCCUCAGGCCUCUGGAACUGAAAAAACCAUGUGGCCCAUGUUGGUGUCAGAGAACUCGGAGAUAAUCGGUGCUUUGGCAUGAAUUUUGCUUGGUUGCUCUGGUGUAGCAAUCCAUACUUACUCUGAUAUUAAACUUAUAGUGUAUAUUUGAUAUACCACAACAGUAAACGGUAUCUAUAGUUCAGCUGGUUUUUAAUUCGUACAAUGCUUAAUUAAAAUAAGUCCUAUAUUUA